This is a messenger RNA of Truncatella angustata, 1413 nucleotides long. RefSeq lists its product as uncharacterized. The transcript has 5 exons. Bases 1 to 1413 code for a protein of 470 amino acids. The record is from RefSeq and is a predicted model, not a curated record. NCBI's taxonomy places the organism in Eukaryota, Fungi, Ascomycota, Sordariomycetes, Amphisphaeriales, Sporocadaceae.
AUGGCGCCCUUAUCAUAUCUGUCAGACUCUGACGUCGCACUCACCACCGUCGCAUGUACCUGCGUCUUUGGACUUGUUGCUAUCGUCGCAAUGGUAGUCCAUGUAUUUACCAAAUGCUUUGUCCUACGCUGCGGAUUUCGCUUCGAUGACUAUCUACUCCUGGCCGCCUUUGUCACAUCGUUAGCUUUAGCAGGCCAGAUCAUAUGGGCAGUAGUUGAUGAGAAUCAAGGCCAGCAUAUUUCAAAAGUCACCUCCAGCCAGUUUAACAAAAUGGCGCAGUCAUUGCUCGUCAGCGAGGUCCUAUGGACGUUUGUAAAUACACUCAUUCGAGUAUCAGCUCUACUUUAUCUUCACAAUAUCUUUUUCCCGUCAAAAGAGGUUCGAUACUGCGCCAUCGGCCUUUGUGUUGUAACGGUACUGUACGGAAUGAUCAGUCUGUUAACAACCGUCCUUAUCUGCCGGCCGAUACAGGCCUCUUGGGAGAGCGGUAUUUCAGGAACUUGCGGAAAUCAGACGGCCGCAUAUGUGAGCCUAGAAAGUAUCGGCCUAUGCAUCGACAUAUUGAUCUUAGUUCUACCGGUGCAGAGAAUACUGAGUCUUUCGUUGACAACGAAACGGAAAGCGGCAAUUCUUUCCGUCUUUUCCGCAGGCGGCAUAGUGACCUUCGUUACUGCGCUGCGAAUUGCGGCACUUCACCGGGUCAACAGCUUGGAUUUCAGUUACAAUCAAGGAUACCUGGGCCUCCUCUCGACCCUUGGCGUACUCCUGAGCAUUAUCGGCUGCUGUGCUCCCUCUUCUGCCAAACUUCUGAGCACUAUCAGCUGUUGUGCUCCCUUCAAUACCGCCUUCAGACGCACCAGUGACCGGAAACGGUCCCGCAAGCUUGACCGCAUUGCCAAAUAUGUACGAAGCGAUAGGACUCAAACGACCAGGGCCAUGUUCAGAAUUAGAGAUGGUCAGCAUGAUCUAGAUUACACAAGUGUCCUACCACGCUCUAUGCACAUAAGCCAGCCUAUCAGCCCCCAAGUCCGACAGUCAGACUUCACGAUACUAGACACACAGUCAGAUGUGACGCUAUCCUCGACCUUGCCGAAGUUUGAGAGUAAGGAGUCGGUGGAGUUGGUGGAGGGCAGAGAUCAAGAGAUCGGCGUACACGACAGAGGACUUUGCCCAGAAGAUGCACCUCUCUCUCUGCGGCAAUUACUGAACUUUGAUAUGCACGAAGCUACUGUACGAUCGUCGCGCCAUUUCGAUCUGCUAAGUGUUGCAGAAGUUUGGUGCAAGAAUGACUACCAAGCUCCGAAGAGACGAUCUCAUUCGGAAGGAGAAAACAUCACUCAUUCCCAAGACAAACAAUCACCAAACCAACCAGUCUGCUCAAAGCCUAUAGUAUCCAUAGAGGACGAGAAGUGA